Ornithodoros turicata is the source of this 396-nucleotide messenger RNA. Its product is annotated as protein krueppel-like. NCBI's taxonomy places the organism in Eukaryota, Metazoa, Arthropoda, Arachnida, Ixodida, Argasidae. Gene Ontology annotation, cellular component: nucleus. Gene Ontology annotation, biological process: regulation of gene expression. The transcript is spliced from 2 exons. The coding region runs from base 1 to 396 and encodes 131 amino acids. The record is from RefSeq and is a predicted model, not a curated record.
AUGUCCAAACAAUGUCAAUUGACAAGCAAAGUUCAUUUUCAUAAGGGACAGCAGCACAAGCGGACACACACGGGCGAGAAGCCAUACAAGUGUGAUGUCUGCCAUGCAGAGUUCAACCUGAUUGGGCACCUACAGCAGCACAAGCGGACACACACGGGCGAGAAGCCAUACACGUGCGAUGUCUGCCCUGCGGAGUUCAGUCAGGGAGGGCACCUACAGCAGCACAUGUCGAUACACACGGGCGAGGAGCCAUACAAGUGUCAUCUCUGCCACGCAGAGUUCAGACAGAACGGAACCUUGUCACGUCACAAGCGAACACACACGGAGCAGGAACGCACAAAGUUAGAGAAGCCGCUGCUAGAGCUAGUUCAGCCAGAGCAUGAACCUGUGACCUAA